This is a messenger RNA of Kwoniella botswanensis, 663 nucleotides long. RefSeq lists its product as uncharacterized. The record is from RefSeq and is a predicted model, not a curated record. The coding region runs from base 1 to 663 and encodes 220 amino acids. Gene Ontology annotation, cellular component: multivesicular body; ESCRT III complex. NCBI's taxonomy places the organism in Eukaryota, Fungi, Basidiomycota, Tremellomycetes, Tremellales, Cryptococcaceae. Gene Ontology annotation, biological process: vesicle budding from membrane; late endosome to vacuole transport via multivesicular body sorting pathway. The transcript is spliced from 8 exons.
AUGGGAUACUUUCAAGCAGCUUUGGUCAAGAUGGGUAUGGCCCAGCCGGGACCCAAGAUAACAGCUCAGGACCGUGCCAUUCUCGAUCUAAAGCUACAGAGGGAUAAAAUGAAGCAAUACCAAAAGAGGUUGCAAGUGGUGUUGAACCGAGAGCAGGAAAUAGCUAGAGAAGCUCUGAAGGCGGGUAACAAGACACGAGCUCUGACUGCGCUCAGACAAAGAAAAUAUCAAGAACAGCUGCUUGCCAAAACGGAUGCUCAACUGAUGACUUUACAAGAACUAGUCAGCACGAUUGAGUUCACACAGAUACAGAACACAGUCAUGCAUGGACUUGAAAUGGGUGCAGAUGUUCUGAGACAAUUACAUGCGGAGAUGUCGCUAGAGCGAGUGGAGAAACUGAUGGACCAGACUAGAGAAGGUGUGGAAUAUCAAAGAGAAAUCGACGAAGCCCUCAUGUCUCGUAUGUCACCAGAGGAGGAGGAAGCAGUCCAAGAAGAGCUGGAACGGUUGCAGCAAGAGGCUUUGCCCGCUAUACCGUCUGUACCGGAUCGACAGCCCGUCUCUUUGCCAGAUGCACCCGUGGAAGAGCCUACCACGGCUCAACCAGCAGCAGAGACUCGACAAGCCGAACGGAAGGAAGAGAGAGUCGCCAUAGCUGCUUAG